AUGUCGUCGCCUCUCGGGGUAUUCAUGCUGCCUGCCUGCCUGCCUGCCUGCCUGCCUGGUCUGAUUUUCUUCCUUCUCCAGUGGAAGCUCCGAGCUGCCGCCUGGGCGUACGGCUGCGCCUUCUAUGCAGUGACAGCAGCAAGACUCUCACACGAGACGCAUCUUCAGGCGUUCUACAUCAAGGCGCUCAAGCUUGACCCCAAGGCAGUCGGAAGCGUUUGGUCUUUCUACUUUAUCUGGGUCGGAGCUUGCGAGCCGGUGUUCGGGGCUGCUAUCGACAUCCUUCAGAGCUUCAAUGUACGACCAUCCAACUUGCUCCUCCUCGUCACCCCCGCCUGGUCGCUCCUCUUCUACCGAUUGUGGACCCCCGACGAGUCGACACGGCACCUCUACCUGACUCUUUUUGCCUUCGGAGCCGUGCAGGCCUUCAUGCUCAUGCUCGUCACCACCAUCUUUCAGUCCUUCUUCCCUCCCGGUGAGAGGAGGAACGCUGCUUCCAGGCCCCGCCAGGUCCUCGCCAUCCUCGGCCUCCUCACCGGCAUGGUCCUCCCGCCCUUCCUCUCGCGCGACUGGAUUCAGACGGACACUCUGGCUUCCUCUCUCUCUAUUGCCAUCUUUGCCGCUGCGAUGCUGGGCAGCCUCGCCCUGAGCGUCUUGGAGGGGUCAGUCUCAGCUGGAGAAGUGACGAGGAGGAGCGAGAAGACGAACGUUCUCAAGGUGGCGAGCGAGAUCGCAAGCAUCUGCCUCCAUCCUACCUUCCGUUUUGUCCUUCUCUUCAGCGUCCUCAGUCAGCUCGGCAACGCGCUCUUCGCCACCAGCAUCAACAUGUACAUGCUCUACGUCGCCAGCAUGGGCUCGCCCAUCUCUCCUGCCCUGUGCGGCGUCUCCUUCCUGCAGCCCGUGAGCUUCUUCGACGGUUGUCUCUUGCCUUCCCUUUCCGUCCGUUGGCAGCGUACGCUGGUCCCCGUCUGCUUCUACGUCGCUUGUCUCGCAGCAGGAGGAAAGCUCAUGCAGGCGGCUCGCGACAUCGGAGCAGAGAAGACGCUUGCCCGAGAGUUUCGCAUCUACGGCUCAGCCCUGGCGCUCACGCCCGUCACAUCAUCCGCUUGGCUCCACAUGCACGGGGGGAACGGCUUCUUUGUCCUUCUCCUCUGCAUGUUGGUGGUGGGUUCUGCUGGGGCUGGACUGAGCCUCCUCCCUGACCUUGUCAUUGCCGCCGCGGUGGAUGAGGACGCCAAGGCUAAGGGCAGGAAUCGAUCCGGUGCCUUUUACGGGGCCAAGCAGUUCCAGCCCAACGAGACUCAGCAGCCUCCCCAGCUGGUGGCUGGACUGACGGCCAUGUGCUGGUUCGUCCCUGCCGUCUUAUACCACAUGGCAGCCGGGGUGACCUCAUACUACUUGAGUCUAGUGGAGCACAAGGAGAAGAAAGCUUGA
Molecule: messenger RNA, 1434 nt
Organism: Guillardia theta CCMP2712
Lineage: Eukaryota; Cryptophyceae; Pyrenomonadales; Geminigeraceae
Exons: 7
Coding region: 1-1434 (477 amino acids)
Source: RefSeq, a predicted model, not a curated record